Lodderomyces elongisporus is the source of this 630-nucleotide messenger RNA. It is a transcript of the gene ARD1, whose product is annotated as peptide alpha-N-acetyltransferase complex A subunit. Lineage: Eukaryota; Fungi; Ascomycota; Pichiomycetes; Serinales; Debaryomycetaceae. The transcript has a single exon. The record is from RefSeq and is a predicted model, not a curated record. Gene Ontology annotation, molecular function: protein N-terminal-serine acetyltransferase activity; protein-N-terminal-glutamate acetyltransferase activity. Gene Ontology annotation, biological process: N-terminal protein amino acid acetylation. Gene Ontology annotation, cellular component: NatA complex. Bases 1 to 630 code for a protein of 209 amino acids.
AUGGGUAUUACGAUACGACAGGCGACAAUAAAUGACGUUCAGGCGAUGCAAAAUGCCAACUUGCACAAUCUACCGGAAAACUACCAGCUCAAAUACUAUAUGUAUCACAUUCUUUCGUGGCCACAAGCUUCGUUUGUCGCUACUACAUACGACGAAAUAGUUCCAGUGAAUGACGAAGAAGUUGAUAUAGAUAAUGUGGAAGACCCCAAGGGUGAUACUGCGUACAUAAACAAGGGUGAAAAGAUUGUUGGCUACGUAUUGGGCAAGAUGGAAGACGAUCCCGAGGCAGCAGACAAGUCUGUCCCACAUGGUCAUAUUACAUCUUUAUCUGUCAUGAGGACAUAUCGUCGAAUGGGAAUUGCUGAGAAGUUGAUGCGCCAGUCGCUUUACGCCAUGUGUGAGCUGUUUGGUGCCAAAUACGUUUCAUUGCAUGUACGGAAAUCGAAUAGAGCAGCCUUGCACUUGUAUAGAGACUCUUUGCAGUUUGAAGUGCAGUCAAUCGAAAAACUGUAUUACCAAGAUGGAGAAGAUGCAUAUGCAAUGAGAUUGGACUUGAAGUUGGAAGAAUUGUUACCUUCGCUAGCGCAAAAGGCACCAGAGGAUGAUUUGACUCAAGAUUUAUUAUUAUAA